This is a messenger RNA of Didymella exigua CBS 183.55, 2299 nucleotides long. Its product is annotated as amidase signature enzyme. The coding region runs from base 224 to 2269 and encodes 681 amino acids. The record is from RefSeq and is a predicted model, not a curated record. The transcript has 2 exons. NCBI's taxonomy places the organism in Eukaryota, Fungi, Ascomycota, Dothideomycetes, Pleosporales, Didymellaceae.
CUACUGAUAAGCGGGGAAAGCAUCACUUCAACUAUGCCGACUACACAAAGUCGCGAUCCCUCACGAAGUUCCAAUCGGGGCCGAGUGUUUGUUACACAGGUGCCAUAAACGACAAAGGGUGAGAAAGGACGUCCGACGUUGUUGAAGGGGUUAAGCUAGCACCAGCUGGACAUCAACCGGAUUUGCAAGGCCUACCAGAAGAAGUCACUUCAAAGCAUCAUUCAUGAGUUCAACAUAUUCGUCGAAGGACGCCUUCAACAUCGUCGAAGCAGACAUUCAGUCACACUUGGAUGCACUUGCUUGCGGAAUGGCUACAUCAACAUCUCUUGUUACCAGCUACCUAAACCGAACCGCAGUUUACGACAUUUCCGGGAGCCUGAAUGCGUUCACAAUCUUCAACGAUAAGGUCUACGAAGAAGCAGCUGCCUCAGAUGCCCGGAGAGCUCAAGGACUACCGCCUCGACCACUGGAAGGCAUUCCCUAUACUAUCAAGGACAGCUACAAGUAUUUCGGUCUUACCGUCACCAAUGGUUCACCUGGACUCAAUGGAGUCACGUCGAGCGAGGACUCAACACUAGCGAAGAGAUUAAGAGAUGCUGGUGCGGUGCUCUUGGGGAAAACGAACAUGCCUCCUAUGGCUGCUGGCGGUAUGCAGAGGGGUUUGUAUGGCCGUGCUGAGUCGCCAUAUAGUCCGAAGUAUUUGACGGCGGCAUUCUCAUCGGGAUCCUCGAAUGGAGCCGCAACAUCGCUAGCAAGCAGUAUGGCGGUCUUCGGUCUGGGCAGCGAGACCGUGAGCAGCGGGAGGAGUCCGGCAUCUAACAACGCGCUAGUGUGCUACACCCCGUCGAAAGGCGUGCUGAGCUGUCGAGGUCUUCACCCGUUGUAUGUGACGUGCGACGUACCUACGCCGUAUGCGCGAUCGGUUGGCGAUAUGCUGGCCCUCCUCGACGUUAUCGCGGUACCAGACGAAGAGACGAAGGGCGACUUCUACAGAGAGCAGAAGUUCGUACCCAUCCCAGAGUCACCAAAGCUUGACUACUCGUCGUUGAACAACACAGAUGCAUUGAAUGGAAAGAGGAUAGGAGUGCCGAAGAUGUACGUCGGUCAGAAAGACUCAGACCCACAUGCAAAGCCCACCUAUGUCUCACCCGAAGUCAUUUCAGUCUGGAAACAAACAGCCCAAGAUCUCGAAGCCCUCGGUGCAGAAGUAGUCUACACCGACUUCCCACUCGUCACAAAUUACGAGAAUGACUCCGUCUCGAAAGAAGCCAACAACGUGGUAGGCGCACCCUCGAACUGGAACCAUGUCGAGCGCGGCAUUCUCAUCGCGAAAGCGUGGAAUUCGUUUCUUCAGCAAAACAACGAUCCAGAUAUCAAAAGUCUGAAGGACAUAGAAGACUCGGCCAUGCUCUUUCCAAAGCCAAAGCCUUACGUUCCAGACACCUUCCUCGAAGUGCGGAACUGGAUUGACUACGCCGGCCUACCUUCUUUGCUAGACCAAAUCGAAGGCGAAUCUGUCUUCGACGUCCCCGGUCUCGAGGAUGCCGUCAAAGCCCUCGAAGCACAACGCAAGCGUGAUCUAGAGGACUGGAUGACGCAGCAUAACCUCGACGUAGUCGCCUUCCCAGCGCAAGGCGACGUUGGUCUCGCCGAUCUUGAGUUCAAUCUCGAAAGCACAAAGCACAGCUUGCAAAACGGCGUCAAGUACAGUAAUGGGAAUCGAGCGAUCAGGCAUCUCGGAGUGCCCACGGUCAGUGUGCCUAUGGGUGUGCUAGAGGGCAAGGGUAUGCCUGUGAACAUCACGUUCGCAGGGAGAGCGUACGAGGAUCCGAAGCUGCUGGAAUAUGCGUACGCGUUUGAGCAGACUACGAAGAGGAGAAUUAGUCCGCCGCUGGCGCCGCUGGAAACGGACUUUACGCGAGCAGACACCAGUAAGCAUGAGCAGGGAAUUGCGAAGUUGGACUUGUCCGUGAAUCUGAGGACGGAAAAUUUGGGAGAUGGCAAAACCAGGAUCGACGUUGGUGGCAUGAUCUCGAUUGAUGGCACAGACAGGGACUCGGAGAUCCAGAUUUUUGUGGACGGAAAGGAGGCGUGGAGAGACAAGGUUGCCACCGAAUCCUGGAGCGUACAGCUGGAGCACAUGCCGAUGCGGAAAGAGUGCUUGGGCUGGGAUCUAAAGCCAAUGCCGCCGAAGAAAGCUAUGGUCAUCGUGAUUGCGAGAGGUUGCGGUGCGCAAGACGAGGCGAAGCUACUAUGGGCAGCCUUAUAGUAAUCAAUACAGAGACAUGGGAUACAGGCU